AAUAUCAUUUUGUUAUCAUAUUCUCUAAUGUGCGUUAAAAAUGAAAAUGUCAAACAACUUUAUAGAAUGUUUUAUAGAAUGAUAAUAUUAGUAAAUAUGAUAAUUGAAUGAGAAAAACGAUUUUAAUCGUUUUUUUCUAUAUUAAAAUUAAUAAACUAUGCUAGUUUUGCUAUUGACAAUUAAUAUGAUAUGAUCAUGGCGGAAUCUACGAAGAAGACGGAGGAUGAUAAAGUUAAGUGUAAAAUUUUAAUUGUUGGAGCUGGAAUGGCUGGAUUAUCAGCUGCAAAUCAUUUAUUAAAAAAUCACGAAACUGAUUUCAUGAUUGUUGAAGCACGAGGUCGAAUAGGUGGUCGUAUAGUUGCUACCAAAAUCGGCAAUGAAAAGGUAGAAUUAGGAGCAAAUUGGAUCCAUGGAGUCCUAGGGAACCCAAUGUUUGAAUUAGCUAUGGCAAAUGGAUUAAUAGAUAUUAUACGCGUACCAAGGCCUCAUAAAGUUGUAGCUGCUAUGGAAGAUGGAAAACAAUUACCUUUUCCAAUUUUGCAAGAAAUUUAUGAAGCUUAUGUGUGUUUUUUAAGAAGAUGUGAGGAAUAUUUUUUAAGUACUUAUAGUCCCCCAGAUGGAAUAAAUAGUGUUGGAGCACACGUGGCAUUAGAAGCUGAGAUAUAUUUAUCCACCUUAUUACCUGAAGAAAGAAAAAUUAGGCAAUUAUUGUUUGAUUGCUUACUUAAAAGAGAAACCUGUAUUACUGGCUGUGAUAGCAUGGAAAAUGUUGAUUUGUUGGAAAUGGGUUCGUAUGCAGAACUUCAAGGUGGAAAUAUUAGUCUUCCAGAUGGAUAUAGUGCUAUAUUAGAACCAGUUUCAAAGCAUAUACCAAAAAGCAGCAUUUUGACUAAACAUGUUGUCACUAAAAUUAGGUGGCAAAAAAAGAAAUGUAUGGACAAUGAAAAUUUUAAUAACUGCUCUAAUACAAACCCAUCUAUUGAAAUACAGUGUGAAAAUGGGAAAAUAAUAUUAGCUGAACAUGUGAUUUGUACAUUGCCAUUAGGAGUACUUAAGGAAAAAGCUAAUGAUAUAUUUGAACCACCCUUACCAAAUUAUAAAUUUGAAGCUAUAAAUAGACUUCUAUUUGGUACUGUAGAUAAAAUAUUUUUAGAAUAUGAAAGACCAUUUUUAAAUCCUGGUGUAUCAGAAGUAAUGCUUUUAUGGGAUGACCGAGGAUUGUCAGAAGAAGAAAAGCAAGAUAUCAGUAAAACAUGGUUCAGAAAAAUCUAUUCAUUUACAAAAAUUUCAGAAACUCUUUUACUGGGUUGGAUAUCAGGAAAAGCUGCUGAAUAUAUGGAAAAAUUAAGUGGAGCAGAAGUGGCAGAGAUAUGCACAUCAAUAUUGAGGAAAUUUCUUAAUGAUCCAUUUGUACCAGCACCAAAAAAUUGUUUACGCACUUCAUGGCAUUCACAACCAUAUACACGUGGCUCCUAUACUGCUAUGGCUGUUGGUGCAAGUCAAUUAGAUAUUAAAUAUUUAUCUGAGCCUAUAGUGCAAGAAGAUGAUCCUUCAAAAAUUAUAAUAACAUUUGCUGGUGAACAUACGCACUCUUCCUUUUACAGUACAGUACAUGGAGCAUAUCUAACUGGUCGAACUGCUGCUCAAGCACUUUUGGAAUCAAGAAAAAAUGAAAAGAAUUCAUUGAGUCUUAGUUGCGAAGAUACAAGUGAUCUUAGUUCGUGGAUACAAGGAAUUUCCUUAAAUUAAAUAGUUAUUUAAAAAAAAGAAAAUAAAAGAAGAUGAAUCGGAAGUUGUCCUCUAUAUCGAAAUUUUCACACAAUUAAGCACAAUUUAUUACGUGGUACGAAAAAUAUUUUACACACUGUCGAUUUGAUGACAAUUGUGAUUUAUAGAUGUUUAGUAUUAACGCGAAAUCUUGUGAACUAUUUUAAUUUUGUAAAUACUAUAGCGAAUUAUUUAUAUUAUGUACAUAACAAUGCCUGUUUAAGAUUUUAAGACUUUAUAAAUGUACUUACGAUUUUAUCUACUAUCAUACUUUUCUUUUUAAAUAACUGAGAAGGGAUGACAGUUUUAAAAUCGUAUCACAAAAUGAUGCUUCAUUUUAUGGAAUCACCUACAACAUGAAUUAUAAAAAUUUUAUAUAUUUAAUGCCAU
Messenger RNA from Apis dorsata (giant honeybee), 2157 nucleotides. RefSeq names its product peroxisomal N(1)-acetyl-spermine/spermidine oxidase. Lineage: Eukaryota; Metazoa; Arthropoda; Insecta; Hymenoptera; Apidae. The transcript has 3 exons. Gene Ontology annotation, molecular function: polyamine oxidase activity. The record is from RefSeq and is a predicted model, not a curated record. Bases 190 to 1749 code for a protein of 519 amino acids.